Molecule: messenger RNA, 1572 nt
Organism: Naegleria lovaniensis
Lineage: Eukaryota; Heterolobosea; Eutetramitea; Acrasida; Naegleriidae
Exons: 2
Coding region: 1-1572 (523 amino acids)
Biological process (GO): phosphorelay signal transduction system; protein autophosphorylation
Molecular function (GO): histidine phosphotransfer kinase activity; phosphorelay sensor kinase activity
Source: RefSeq, a predicted model, not a curated record
AUGGAUGGAUUUUCAUUCAUGUACAAUGAGUGUAUGCCUCUGAUAUCCGAAUGUUUUCCAUGUAUACUUUCCAUGUUGAUCUUUUCUUUGUAUAUUGUUUCAUUCACGGAAUGUCUCAAUGGAAAGGUAGAUCAGCUCAGUGUUGCCAGUGAACAAUUAUCCAACGCCUUGCAAACACGAGAAAAGUUCAUUUCCAACAUUUCACACGAGUUCAGAACUGUAUGCUUAUCGAGUUUGGGAAGUAUUGAAUUAUUGAAGGACACCAAUUCCUUGACUGCAGAACAAAAGGAGCUCUUGGAAAAUGUGGAAUGCUCCAAUGGAAUGAUUUUGAGUGUGAUUGAGGAUAUCUUACAUUUUGCAAGAACAGAGAAUAUUUCCACACAUCAACCAAACAACAAUCGCAGACACUCUCAAUCAGAUAUGAUGACCUUAGAUUUUGAAUUAGCCUCAUGUUUACGCACCAUCUAUAACAUUAUCAGAGGUUAUUGUAAACCACUAAAAGUACAUGUUGAGCUAGAAUUGAGUGAAGACAUUGGUGAGAACUUGCUGGUUCAUGGAAGUCAAUCCAGUCUUCAACAAUGUUUGAUCAAUUUGCUCAGUAAUGCUGCAAAAGCAUCAAAGAAAGGCCAGACCAUCACUUUGAGAUGUGGUCUAAGCAAGCAAGCCACAACUACUAAUGAUCAUCAUGUGAAUCCUGUUGUGGGUAAAAAGUGUUCAUCCUCUCGACAAUGGUUUGAGUUUAAAGUUAUUGAUCAUGGAAAGGGAAUUGAAACACAAUAUCUGAACAUGCUCUUCCAACCGUUUGUGCAGUUGAACAGUUUCAGUAAUUGUGGAAUUCCAGGAACUGGUCUCGGAUUAAGUAAUGUGAGAAAUAAUGUAUCCUUUAUGGGAGGAAAGAUCAGUGUACAAUCUCAAGUCGGGAAAGGAAGUACUUUUACCUUAAUGGUUCCAUUCCAAGUGGUCUCUAACAAUGAAAAGGUUGUACCCUCACCGUCAGUUGAGAAGGAAGCAAAUGCAGAACAUGAAGUACCAGCAACUUGUAGUGGUAGCCUGAUGCAACGUAGACGCAGCACUAGUAUUUCUCAAAGCGCUGUCAUUUCUAAUUUAUCAAGACAAAUGGAAUUUCAAAAAACCUAUGUCGAGAAAUACAUGAGUGCGGAGAAGGAGAACCGAAGAAGAAAUAGUACAACUCUUGAACAUCCUCAAAUCCUUAUAGCGGAAGACAACGCUAUCAAUCGUAUGAUCAUCAUUCGAUUGUUAAAGAAUGUUGGAUUUGAGGCUGAAGCGGUUUGCAAUGCCCAGCAAUUGUUGGAAAGGUUCAAUCCAAACUAUCACCGUUUGAUUAUUACUGAUCUCAACAUGCCUCCAGGCAUGGAUGGUUUGCAAGCAGCUCAGGAAAUUCGAAAAUUAUGCUCAAACAAACAUGAAAAGUCUCCUGCCAUUAUACUCCUUACAGGAGAUGGCUUUUCAGAUCAUUCGGAUGAUAUUGAGAGAGGUAUUAUUGAUAUGAUCUUGUUAAAGCCUUGCAAUAAGGAAGAUUUAAAAAAUGCCGUUUCUCAAUUCUUGCACUGA